Molecule: messenger RNA, 2166 nt
Organism: Homarus americanus (American lobster)
Lineage: Eukaryota; Metazoa; Arthropoda; Malacostraca; Decapoda; Nephropidae
Product: hemicentin-1-like
Exons: 5
Coding region: 102-1454 (450 amino acids)
Source: RefSeq, a predicted model, not a curated record
CACUAACUCACACACUCGACCCCAACACCACACUAACUCACACACUCGACCCCAACACCACACUAACUCACACACUUGACAUAGAAGAAUCCAACGACACAAUGACUGAACUUUUUGACACAUUAAGCCUGAUUGACGAUGAAAACAACGGGACUCUCCUAAUUGAUCAAAAAGGGGAAGAGGACAGCGAAUUCCUGGUCUAUGCAGAAGAGGAAGACAACUGGCCAUUAGACUACGACGAGUGUUCCUAUAACGACACCCUCCAAGACGACGAAGACGACGGAGGGAACCCCGCAGAAGACCUCGCCGACUUGAAGGAGGCUUAUGAGAACAUUCUGGAACACGUAGUGGGUGACCGCCAGUCUGACCCUGAUGAUAUAAGGGUGAGAGCUUAUGUGGUGGUGAGGAAGGUGCUGGUGGUGAUGGAUGAUACCCUGACCCCACUCUGGGAGGACGAGGCAGUAAAUGAGACUACUGGAGAAGAUGCUGAUGAUGAGACAACGUUGGUGGAAGACGUGGGUCUUCUUGAAAAAGUUUUGGAGACUGACGGUAAUGACACUGACGACAUUCAAGUAUUGGAGGAGGCUGGAAGUAGCGCUAAUGGCACUGAUGAAGUGAUGGGAGAGAGAGUGAUGCUGGGGGGCUGGAACACCACCUUCAACGUGUCCUCCCCACGAGUCAGAGAGGCGGAGGUGUCUCGAAUGACGGAGGAGACGGUGGUGGAAGGCGCCAGGGUGAGGCUGGUCUGCAAUGUUACCGGGGUACCGCACUACUGGGUCGAGUGGCGGCGAGAGGCUAACCUGACCUUUCCUGAUGGGUCGAUCAUGAUGGGAGGUCAAUCAGUGCUGCUGGAGUACGUGGGGAGGGAGGACGCUGGCAUCUAUGUCUGCACGGCUCGCAACUCACUCGGUCGUACACACUCCACUGCCCUCACCAUCCAUGUACACUACCCGCCGGUGGUUGGCGUGUGGGCGCGAGACGUGGGCGUGUCUGACGUGGAGUUGGGAUGUCUAGUGGAGGGUAGACCACGCCCAUCUUUAGCCUGGUACAGGAACAACACUCGCCUCUCACCUCCUUCCUGUCACGGGAAUGUGGAGCUGCAUUCAUCAGUGUUGUCGCCAGCUUUCCUGUUGGCCAUUGUUCGCGUGAGCAACACCAGUGAGGCAGACUUUGCUUACUAUCACUGCCGUGCCACAAACUCUGUAGGCAUCUCCCGCGCCUACGUUAUGCUACACGAUGACUCAGGGGGAAUGAGCCUCGAUAAACUGAAGCCCAAGGUGGUGACCAAGUACAGAGCUGUGGAGAACCCCCGCCUCGCCUCCUUCCUGGUGGGGAUGGUCCCGCCGCUCUACAUCGCCCUCUACAUCAUCGCGUACCUGGGCUGCUACAAGACUUCCCUGACGGGCGGUGGUGGACACGGCAGGUUCGGUACUAGUAUGGAUUUAGACCAAUGAAUAAUAGAGAAAUUCAUGAUGAUUUUGUUUAAAUUGUUCUGUAUAUUGUAUGUCACUGUGUAAGACAAACCUUCUAGUUGUUAGUACAGGUGUGUGUGUGGCUGAUAUCAGGAUGGAUUAUAAUAAAGACAAUAUUUAUUGUAGUUUUAUCCUUAAUUUAACAUUUGAGAGCGUAUUAUGUGUAUAAUUAGUCUCAUUUGUCAGAACGUAACAUAACGUAAUCAAGGAGUUUCAACUUUGUCUUGAUUAAGAGUUAACCCUUCACCAGACCAUAUUAACUAAAUUUCCGUGUAACCUUUAGCCUGACUGAACCACCAGAGAUCACUACUGAACCUUUAUCACGGCAAAACUAUCUCAGAUCACAAGUAACCCUUGCCAUGACUAAACACACACAUUUCACUACAAGCACAAUAAGCUAGUUAAGACCUCCUGCUGCUUCAGGAUAUCCACGACAUUUCUGGUUGUCCUACACCAGUUUUCCCAUGUAAGGACGGCCACCUAACAUUCUGAGGUCAUCAUCCACAUCAUCAAUUAAUUCAUUCUUGAAAGUUUGCCCCAACAUCAUUUUUUCACAUUAUGUGUCCUGUCCAACUCUCCUCUUGAUGGACGAGAUCACUAGCUUCCUUUACUUUACUUUUACUUUUGUCCUUUUCACCACUGAUCGGCUCAUUAGCCGUUUGGGCGAUCGGUCACAUCUCUGUUACGCACCGUU